Molecule: messenger RNA, 1950 nt
Organism: Suillus subaureus
Lineage: Eukaryota; Fungi; Basidiomycota; Agaricomycetes; Boletales; Suillaceae
Exons: 8
Coding region: 1-1950 (649 amino acids)
Source: RefSeq, a predicted model, not a curated record
AUGACCCCUGCACAACAAAAGGAAGUUGAGGAUGCAAAGGAAAAGUGGAACAGAGAAGGUGCACCAGUAGACUCCCAAGCAAUGUAUCGAAAGUGGAACCUCAAAAGAGUCCUUGAAGAAUUUACAGAACAAUCACAAGAAAAAUUCCAAUCAGAUGUUGAAUGUUGUUAUUACAUUGAUGCAAUGGAAUGGUCAUCUGAAGGUUUUGAUAAAUUUGCUGAGUGGUCUAAGUUACAAUUCUAUCCUGAUGACACUGAUGAAGAGUCCGAUGAAGACAAGGACGAUGAUACAAAGGCCAUCUUACCUGAACUUGUCCUGGACAAGAAAGGCUAUCCAAAACUCCCUUCCCAUGCUGGCAUCAAUACCAAAGGACAACAAGAAUUAGUUCGCCAAAUCUUCCAUGCAUCAUACACUUUUGUGGGACUUACAGUCGGUCGAGCAGAAGUCUUCACUAAGAGUGCCAAGCCAGUACCUUGGCAUGAGGUAGUCACCAACCAAAGAUUGUACCUAGAUUUGGAUUGUCUUCCAAAGGACUUCCUGCUGAGGGACCCUUCUCAUUUGAGGGCAAGUGACAUCAAUAACCUCUGGGCUCAUUGGGACACAAGAAGGGCCACAAAGCAAAAACUGGUUAUUUUUGUUGCAGGAAAGCUUGGUGAUAUGAGUAGAGCACGCCUGGAGAAUGCAGUUCCUCACAAGGAGAAGAAAAUUCAAAAGGAGUACAUGGAAAUCGAUGACGAAGAUGAGGAACAAACCUCAGCCAUGCCACACCCUCAUCCUACAGCACAUACCGAACUGCCAGCCAGGAUCCAGCCUGCCUCCAAUGUAUUGGCCAGCAUGCGCCCCAUACCACGUACCACAGGGCCAGCCGAGAGUGAUUCCUCAGACAACAAUUCAGCUACACCACCCUCCACAGGAUGUACUAAAGGACUGGCUGCUCAACCAUCCUGCGCUCAAGCAGGUGCACCAGCAGCUGUGCCUAUGAGGGAUCAUGUGUCCUUCUUGAAGUCCCUCAGCAGCCAUGACAGAUACCUAUUGUUAGUGGAAGGUAUCAGAGACUUAUGCAAGGAACAAGGUUCGGAGGAGCAAAAAGACUGGCCUACCUGGGCAAUGUGGUCUUGGGAAGGAUCACACCUUCCAAGUGCUAUACACUCUGAGGAUGGCAUGGUGCAGGUGUUCCUGGAAAUGGCGGCAUCUGCCAAUAUCACUGGCCUGCCAUCAGGAAUGUGGGUUGCCCUAGGUCUUGGAUUACUGCUCAGAGAAUGUAAGCGGGCCAUCGAAUAUGAGGAAGAUGAAGCCACCCCUAACACACCCACUUACAUUGGCAUCUCAAUAUUGGAUAUCAAGAUCCUCAACCUUGUUGGAGAGGUGGUUAACACUGUCAGAGGGAGGGUUAUGUGUGUCCUCAAGGCAAGGGAGGGGCAGUGCGAAAUUUCCUGCAAUUCCACAGCUGAAGCCCCAGAUGAUGCCCACACUCAUGCAGAUGGGGAAGAGAGAAUAGUGGAGGAUGAAACAUCCAAGGAAGAAGAGAGACGAAGGCAGGAAGAGGAGAUGAAGCAGCCAGUGGAGAAGCCAAGGAGUGAGGAGGUGGAAUUAAAGCAGCAGCUGGAGGGGGAGUUACAGAAGCUUGCAGAGCAGAAACAGCUCAACGAGGAGUUGAAGGAGUCGAUGCAUAAGCUUCAGGAGGAGACUCAGAUGCUGCAAAAUGCGAAUGAGGCCUUGGAGCAACAGAUGGUGGAGGAGAAAGAGAUGGCAGAUGAAGAUGGGAAAGAUAUUCCAGACGUUGGCAGCAAUGAUGAUGGGGAUGAGGUGCAGGAGGAGGUCAGAGAGGAGGUGAAAGGCAAAAAAAGGAGCAAGUCAAGUGGAUCUGGAAGAGUAUCCAAGAUGGCCAAGACUGACAUCUGCCGUUCUUCCAGAGUUAGGCUUCCCUCCAAGAAAGCCAAAAAUAAUUAG